GGUGGACAGUGGGCACUCCCCCUGUUAUCAGACACGACUCCACCUCUUGUGAUUGAUUGAUACAACCCUUGCCGGUGCCGGUUGUGGUCCUUCCGCUGCGAUCCCGAAUAGAAGCAGAAGGAAGGUCCUACAUUCUUACCGUUUUCCUGUAGUUGAGCUGGUAUCGCUGCCGCUUCCACCAUUCUUGCCCUCUGAAAAGGGGAGCCGACCAAUCUUGGAAACCCUAGCUGAUCUCACAGUACCAGUUUUGGUUAUGAAUUAAGUGAGAUGUAGUUGAAGAAGAAGGGGAAAAUGAGCCAUUGAACCAUUUGAAACAUUUUCCUCUCCCGUUUGUUGAGUUAUAUGACAACAUCUUGAAUGCAAAGCUGUGAAUUUUUACUUGUCCUUUAGUAUUGGAUAGCUUGAGUUGCAGAUCUAAAGCUGUAUCUUUUCCUAGGUAAACCAUUCUGUGGUGGUAUUGCUGCUGGAGAUGAAGAAGAACUCCACUGCUUCCUCUUCCACCAAAUCUGGCAUGUUUCCUAGCCCCGGGACGCCCACCUAUCGACACGGCGCCGGAGUGGCUGGUUACCAGAAAGGGUGGAGCUCGGAGCGGGUGCCUCUGCCAGCGAAUGGCAACCGGAGGUAUGCAGGAAGCGGCGUUCUCUUGCCAUUCGCCAAUGGGCGGACUUUGCCCUCAAAAUGGGAGGACGCGGAGCGGUGGAUCCUCAGCCCCGUCUCAGGCGAUGGGUAUGGGAGUUCGCUCAUGCCACCGUUGCAUCAUAGGCGACCCAAGUCGAAGAGUGGUCCUCUCGGAGCACCUGCUGUGAAAUCCGGUGUCUAUUCAUCAGCUUCGCCGCUGGUUCCUUGCUUCGACAGUGGUAGAGUUGGAAAUUUUACGGCGGCCUCACCGUUCUUGGCUGGAGUUUUGAUGCCGGAACACAGUUUUUCAGGCAAUGACGGUUGCGUGAGAGGAGGGAGUGCAAACAUAGGAGGAAUAGGAAGAGUUGAUGGUAGCAUCAGCGGAGGCAGCAGCUUGAGUGGUAAAGCUCGCUCUGCUGAUGAAGAGCCAUAUAUAGUCAGAUCCGCUAGUACUCGUAGGUUUUCUGAUACGGUGAUGGAAUCUUCUUCUGUUCCCUGUUCUCAAGAUUCAAUUACAGAUGAGCAAUUUGAAGGUACAAAAGAAGCAGCCUCCACAGUAUCAAUCUCAGUUUUUAGGAAGGAUGUUGCGACACAGAUGAGCCCAGAGAGAAGUCCUCCAUCCUCUCCCAAAGAGAUUCAUUUUUCCCCUUCUACUUCAACUCCUCCCCUUGAACUAGAGAACCAUUUCUCAAAAUUUGAGGUUCGGGACGUGCAAGUAGAUGAUCGGGUUACCGUAACUAGAUGGUCCAAAAAACACAUAUCACGAGGGUCUGAUAGGCGUUCAUCAAGCAUUAUAGAAUGGAAGAAAAAGACAGUAGAGGCAAAUACUUCUGCUUGGGGAGUUGCUGAGACAGCAAAGUCCAUGUCAAAAAGAGAAGAAGCCAAGAUCACAGCGUGGGAGAACUUACAGGAAGCGAAAGCUGAAACAGAGAUUAGGAAAUUAGAGAUGAAGCUAGAAAAGAAAAGAUCUUCCUCUAUGGAGAAAAUUCUGAACAAACUUAGAUCAGCUCAGAAGAAAGCAGAGGAAAUGCGAAGUGCAGUGGCUGACAGAAAAACCAACCAGGUAGCAGUGAAGGCUAAAAGGACUCCAUUCUUCUGCAAGAGUUACCGUAUUAGUUACCUUAGUGGUUGCUUUGCUUGCCAUACUUGCUAGCCCUCCCACUGUAUUCUCAACCUCACUAAGAUCAGGCCUUCAGCAAUCGCGGAUCUUGCACCGCAUGCUUUGAUUUGGGAGGGCAUGGAUUGGUAUUCCUUCUCAGCUCACUAUGUCGCUGUGUUUUUUGGUAUGGUUCGAUGAGUUGGACUAUGAACAAACAGCACGGUAACACUUAUGCCCCCUCCGAUUGAUUGUGAUCUUCCUGUUUGACUCUGGGUAUCAGCAAAGACUGUUUUGGUAAUCUUAGAAUCAUUUACAAAAGAGGCUUCUGCUUGUAUGUGAUGCAAAUUUGUCUGCGAUAUCAAAAGGAACACCGACAUGGAUGUCAAGGUUCUAUGUUAUUUUCGUCGAACACAUCCAGUCAUAAGGAUUAGUAUCUUUUAUAUAUGUUUAUUGUUGCAAACGUUCCUUGUAACAAAAUUAUCUCUUUGUUCUUUUGAUGUGCUAUCUUAAAAGUUGCUUAUGAUA
Molecule: messenger RNA, 2242 nt
Organism: Zingiber officinale
Lineage: Eukaryota; Viridiplantae; Streptophyta; Magnoliopsida; Zingiberales; Zingiberaceae
Exons: 5
Coding region: 470-1771 (433 amino acids)
Source: RefSeq, a predicted model, not a curated record